This is a messenger RNA of Phytophthora nicotianae INRA-310, 1062 nucleotides long. RefSeq lists its product as hypothetical. Bases 571 to 876 code for a protein of 101 amino acids. Lineage: Eukaryota; Oomycota; Peronosporomycetes; Peronosporales; Peronosporaceae. The record is from RefSeq and is a predicted model, not a curated record. The transcript has a single exon.
AUUUGCUUGUGAGAUGCCGAGCGAUGCACAGUUCGCGUUGGCCGGUUGUUGAGUUUGUCACUCGACGGCCGAACUGGCGGAACGGGUUGGCCUCGGCAGUUCACCAUUUUUUUCGAGAAUGACAGCGAACUCAAGGAAACCUUCAGCUUAGGCAUGAUUGUGUUGCAGCCGGUGCCGCGUGACUCGCUGGCGGGCAUCAACCGACCGAGCUCCCUGGAAGAUGCAGUCGCCAGAGAACGAGCGGUGUUUUGGACAGCCAUUUUCGAGAUCAGACGUAGCGAUCGUGGGAUCCUGGUGCCCGUGCAUCAAUGGCGACGGUGGUGCAAGCGAUUUGACCGAGGCGGCCUUGGUUCCUUCGCGAGUUGUUUGAAGGCAUGGGAACCUGGCGCUGGCUGGACGAGCAGCACAAGCAUGGUCACUCCUUAGUAGCGAUCGAAGCACUCCAACUUGUUUUCCCCACUACUGUCGGAAGCUAAGCCUUAUCGCGUGGCCACAGUUUUUAGUUGAAAAAGCACUGCUCGCCGAGCAGAACUGUGCCGUCACAUGCGUACCGCUUGCUAGCCGGACCGAAUGGGUCCACAACGUGUGGGGCCUGCGCAAGUCGCUGCGGGCGGACACCAUAGUAACGGUGACGCUCUGAGUCAACUGCCCUUGCAUACGGACAACCAUCAACCUGCUGUCACCGCAGUUUCCGGCGACUGCCUCAACUCAAGCAUCUUGGCCAUCGGUUUGACCGCAACGGGAAAUCGUUUCGAUGGGGAAGAUACCGCUGGUCCGAAUACAGGGCAGAGAUCGGAUUCCUUUUCUUCGCCUCCUCUACAUGUGCAUGGCAUAACCUGCUGUGCAGCCUGCAGCGCGUGCCAUUUCCCAAAGUGAGCUCAAGCUCAACAACCGGCCAGACCAGGAAACGCCGCUUUGAGACCAGCAGGGCUUGCGAUGACUACAGCUCUGCUGUACGAACGAGUAUCAACAUCUCUCGUGUUUUGUCGUAGCACGUCGAUAGUAGAUAUUCAUGAAAACUAGGCUGGUAAAAUAAAACUGUUCUCAGUUUAGCUAGUACCC